CCGUGUUUCUCUUGCGCCUUGUCCACCAGCUCCCGGGGUCCUCCAAAAUGGCUUCCAAACUCGCCCAAAACCUGAAACAGCCGGCUCUGGACCUUCUGUCCUUUGUCAAUGCUUCCCCUACCCCUUUCCAUGCCGUCCAGUCUGCAAAGGACCUUCUUGCCAAGGCUGGCUUCCAGGAGAUCAAGGAGAAGGACUCCUGGGCGUCAACAUGCCGCCCCGGUGGAAAAUACUACUUGACCCGUAACCAGUCGACCCUCAUCGCUUUUGCUGUUGGUAAGAAAUGGCAGCCUGGUAACCCCAUCUCCAUGAUUGGAGCCCACACGGAUUCUCCCGUUCUGCGAGUCAAGCCCGUUAGCAACAAGCGCGGGGAAGGAUACGUCCAGGUGGGCGUGGAGACCUACGGUGGCGGCAUAUGGCACACAUGGUUUGAUCGCGACCUGGGUGUCGCGGGUCGGGCUAUGGUCCGUGAAGCCGAUGGGUCGAUUGUGCAGAAGCUGAUCAAGGUUGACCGGCCUAUUCUCCGCAUUCCCACUCUGGCCAUCCACCUCGACCGUCAGGAAAACUUUGCAUUCAACAAGGAGACCCAGCUGUUCCCCAUUGCCGGUCUCGUCGCUGCCGAGCUGAACCGCACCGGUGCCUCCGAGGAGAACGGUGAGAAGGCCGCCGCCGCUGGAGAGGACAAGGGAGAAUUCGCUCCCCUGAAGGCCAUGACCGAGCGCCACCAUCCCUACCUGGUCGAGCUCAUUGCCAGCGAGGCUGGUGUCAAGCCCGUCGAUAUCCUCGACUUCGAGAUGAUUCUGUUCGAUACCCAGAAGGCGAACCUCGGCGGUCUGCUUGAGGAGUUCGUCUUCGCUCCUCGGAUGGACAACCUGAACAGCACUUUCUGUGCCACCGUUGGACUGAUUGAGUCUGUGGCUGAGGCGUCCGCCUUGGACGAGGAGCCUGCCAUCCGUCUCAUCGCACUGUUUGACCACGAGGAAAUUGGCAGCCGUACCGCCCAGGGUGCCGACUCAAACAUCCUCCCCGCCAUCACUCGUCGCCUGUCCGUGCUACCUUCGACCAGCACCGGUGAUGCCGACCUUGCCACGGCCUACGAGCAGACCCUGUCUACCUCCUUCCUUGUGUCCGCGGACAUGGCCCACGGCGUCCACCCCAACUACUCGGCGAAGUACGAGAACGACCACCGGCCCCAGAUCAACAAGGGCCCUGUGAUCAAGAUCAAUGCCAACGCGCGCUACGCGACGAACUCCCCCGGUAUUGUUCUUCUCCAGGAAGUGGCCCGCAAAGCUGCCGAGGACGGUGGUGAGGGUGUCCCUCUGCAGCUGUUCGUUGUCCGCAAUGACUCCAGCUGCGGAAGCACCAUCGGACCCAUGCUGUCGGCAGCUCUGGGAGCUAGAACUCUGGAUCUGGGUAGCCCGCAGCUCAGCAUGCACAGUAUCCGCGAGACUGCCGGUACCUACGACGUGGCCCACUCGAUCAACCUGUUCAAGAGCUUCUUCAAGCACUACGCCAGUGUGGCCAAGACCAUCUUUGUGGAUUAG
Aspergillus heteromorphus CBS 117.55 is the source of this 1541-nucleotide messenger RNA. Its product is annotated as M18 family aminopeptidase. Gene Ontology annotation, biological process: proteolysis. Gene Ontology annotation, cellular component: fungal-type vacuole. The record is from RefSeq and is a predicted model, not a curated record. Lineage: Eukaryota; Fungi; Ascomycota; Eurotiomycetes; Eurotiales; Aspergillaceae. Gene Ontology annotation, molecular function: zinc ion binding; metalloaminopeptidase activity. Bases 48 to 1541 code for a protein of 497 amino acids. The transcript is spliced from 6 exons.